GACCAAUAGAAAUCGAGAGACAGGUCUGCGCCAAUAAGAACAAUGGAAAACUGGGCGUAAAAUUUGCAUAAGUUUUUCCAUAUAUAAGCAAUGUCUUACAGCGUGCUUGCCUGACAUUCCUUUGUACGCGUGGCAAACGUUUUGUUUGGGAAUUUUAAAACUGCUGCGCUUUAUGGUAUUCAAAUGUUUAGUUAAAUUAUUUUAGUCACCAAGAACAUGACGUUACGUUUAGGUUUAUGCGCACAGUUUAUACCAUACGUUUUAUAUCAAUACGGAAAUACCUUCAGUAAUGACCAUUGCAUACAGUGCGAUACGUACGUUUAUUUAUUGAAGGCUGUAUAUUUUCUUUCACGUCAUAGUAAUCAUACGUUUAGAAAAAUAUUUAAAAAUGUGCAUGAUAUCCCCUUUCCAUGUUAUAUUGGUACGUCCUUGCACAACCCCCCGCAGUAGAGUUGGUGCAGACAUGGUUUCAACAAGGUCCGCAUCCAAGCUAUACUAAGCAAGUCGUGUCGGUCAACCCACUCACUUAUUUUGAUUUGUGUACUUGGAAGCUUGAACUGUGAUCAUGUCUGGUCGAGGAAAAGGCGGCAAGGGUCUCGGGAAGGGUGGUGCAAAACGUCACCGUAAAGUUUUGCGAGAUAACAUCCAGGGAAUCACGAAGCCAGCCAUUCGUCGUUUAGCGCGCCGUGGUGGUGUAAAACGUAUUUCUGGCCUUAUUUAUGAGGAAACGCGCGGUGUAUUGAAAGUUUUUCUCGAGAACGUCAUUCGUGACGCUGUAACCUACACCGAGCACGCCAAGCGCAAGACGGUUACUGCUAUGGACGUAGUGUACGCGCUGAAGCGACAAGGACGUACGCUGUAUGGUUUUGGUGGUUAAAUAUCACCCGGACUUUUCAUCUAAAAUAAAAAAGGCUCUUUUAAGAGCCGCCCAAAUAUUCAUUUAAAAGAGCAAA
This is a messenger RNA of Misgurnus anguillicaudatus (oriental weatherfish), 953 nucleotides long. Lineage: Eukaryota; Metazoa; Chordata; Actinopteri; Cypriniformes; Cobitidae. The record is from RefSeq and is a predicted model, not a curated record.